Aplosporella prunicola CBS 121167 is the source of this 1177-nucleotide messenger RNA. RefSeq lists its product as uncharacterized. NCBI's taxonomy places the organism in Eukaryota, Fungi, Ascomycota, Dothideomycetes, Botryosphaeriales, Aplosporellaceae. Gene Ontology annotation, cellular component: endoplasmic reticulum membrane. The record is from RefSeq and is a predicted model, not a curated record. The coding region runs from base 95 to 1132 and encodes 345 amino acids. The transcript has 3 exons. Gene Ontology annotation, biological process: lipid storage; lipid droplet organization; phospholipid biosynthetic process.
AAUCACAUGACCUCCACGUCAUGGCACAAACUUAUCAACACCAACGUCGAGGGCUUCGUGCAACCCUCACCUAUCCCAUCUCCCCCCACUCGUCAUGACGACCCGACGGAAACCCGAACGCAGCCAAGACAGCUACAACGAAGCCCCCUUGAACUCGACCCCGAUGGAAAAAGACGACGCCGUCAGCCCGCACCGCACGUCGCUCGCGCGCCGCUCGCCCUUUCUACCCACCCGCCUGGAGCUGCUGCUGCUCCUCGUCUACCCGCUGACGCUCAUCUUGGGCUCCGUCUUCUCCAUCCUGUCGCCCACGACGCGAAACACGCCCUACAGCGCGACGCUCCAAUCGCAUCCGGUCGACGUGGCACCGUCAUAUUUCGCGCAAAAAAAGAACGUGUUCAACGUCUACUUCGUCAAGAAGGGAUGGGCAUGGACCACCGUGGCCCUCUUCCUCUUCGUCCUCACCCACCCGUCGCUCGGCCCGCCCAUGCGCCCGCUGCUCACGCCCCGCCGCGCACGCGCUACCCUGCGCUGGGCCGCCGUCACGGCCGUCUGGGUCGUCGUCACGCAAUGGUGCUUUGGGCCCCCGCUCAUCGACACCCUGUUCCGCUUCACGGGCGGGCAGUGCGAGCUCGUGCGCGACCCAGAAGCGCGCCAGGACCUCUCCGCUCCCCGCGAGUACGUCACCGCCGCGACGUGUAAGCUCGCCGGCGGCCAGUGGAAGGGCGGCCAUGACAUCAGCGGUCAUGUCUUCCUGCUCAUUCUCGGAUCUAUGCUCCUCUGGUUCGAGAUCCUCCCCGCCGUCUUGCGCUCCGAGGGUCUACGCGAUGGCCGUCGCGUCGUCAUGCCCGACGGAAAGGUCCGCACUGCCGCCGCAGAGGCCCAACGCGAGAGCCACGCCCCGACCCAAUACGUCUCCUCCGAUGAGGACCCUGGCCUCGGAGUCAAGGCUGCUAUCGCUGUCAUGGCCCUGAUUUACUGGUCUGCUCGUCGCUUUUGCCGCCAUCUGGUCCGUCUACUUUCUUCCGCGCGGUGUUCCUACAUUGAGGGCCGUUGUCGGAAUGCCCGGACGGCAUGCGCGGGAGUUGGGCUCUGGCAUGCGCGGGUAGUUGGGCUCCAUAGACAUGUACAAUAGGCCGCAUGGCGAGACGACUAGACGAAUGAAUGCCUUGUAUGAGAU